This is a messenger RNA of Triticum turgidum subsp. durum (durum wheat), 1092 nucleotides long. NCBI's taxonomy places the organism in Eukaryota, Viridiplantae, Streptophyta, Magnoliopsida, Poales, Poaceae. The record is from the annotation of a GenBank genome assembly.
AUGGCCGUCGCAGCUCGCCAUCCCCGACCAAGGACGAGUUGGCGCCAGGUCUUCACGCCGGGAUCCAGCGUCACAGAAUCCUGGCUGUGGCAGCUCGCCAAGUCCCAUGUCCUGGCUCAUGACACCGGCUACCACCAGCUCGUUAGCCACUGGCUGAGGACGCACGGUUGUGUUGAACCGUACAUCAUCGCGGCUAACCGGCAGCUGAGCCGGAUGCACCCCGUCUACCAGCUGCUGCACCCGCACUUCCGGUACACCAUGGAGAUAAACGCUCAGGCGCGCCAGAUGCUCAUCGACGCGGGUGGGAUCAUCGAGAGCACCUUUUCGCCGGGAAGAUACUGCAUGGAGCUCAGCUCCGUGGUUUACGACAAGUUCUGGCGGUUCGUCAUGGAGGCUCUGCCGGAAGAUCUCAUCCGGAGGGGCAUGGCGAUCAGAAGGGAGGAUGGCAAACUGGGGUUGGCCAUAGAGGACUACCCGUACGCCAACGAUGGCCUCAUGGUCUGGGAUGCCAUCAAGCAGUGGGCGUCCGACUACGUGAAGUGCUACUACUCAUGCGCGGAGGACAUCAUCGACGACCAGGAGCUCCAAGGUUGGUGGACGGAGGUGCGAACCAAAGGCCACGAGGAUAAGAAGGACGAGCCGUGGUGGCCGGUGCUGGACAGCCACGAGAGUCUCGUCCAAGUCUUGGCCGCCAUCAUGUGGGUCACGUCCGCGCACCACGCCGCCGUCAACUUUGGCCAGUACCCCAUGGCUGGGUACAUCCCCAACCGCCCAACCACAACCCGGAAGAACAUGCCGCCGGAGAUGGGCGGCCCCGACUCCAAGGAGAUGCGCGCGUUUCUGGAGGAGCCGGAGAGGGUGCUGCUGGACACCUUCCCAUCCCAGUACCAGAGUGUCGUGGUCAUGCUGGUACUGAACCUCCUGUCCUCACACUCGCCAGACGAGGAAUACAUGGGCACGUACCAAGAGCUUGUUUGGAGCAAGGAAGAGAAGAUCAAAGAGGCUUUUGACAGGCUCAAAUCCAAAAUGAUAGACAUCGCGGCGCAGAUCGACAUGAUGGGGAUGGGCAUCCCGUACAGCAUCUCCAUUUGA